GGACGUUUGUGAAUGAACUUGGAUUCUACAUGCUAAUAAAUAGAACACAGUAAUGUUUGGCGACAGACUGCACGUGUAUCCUAUUGUUAUAGCAAUCUUUGUACCAUUGACAUUCACAAUAACAUACAUUUUAGCAGUAACCAGUGGUCAUGUGGAACCAGCCUUUCCGUACAUAAGCGAUACAGGUACAAAACCACCUGAGAGUUGUGUGUUCGGUCAGCUGCUAAAUAUUGGUGCCGUCCUAGCUUUCAUUAUAUUCUAUAUACGAUAUCGACAAAUAAGAACGCAUUAUGAAGGAGCAGGAAGAACAAAACUAUUAAAAUACAACACGGUGACUUUUGUAAUGGGUAUUACAGCUGCACUUGGUAUAAGCCUGGUAGGAAACUUUCAGGAAACGAAUGUCAUAGUAAUACAUCUUAUAGGAGCCCUUCUAGCGUUUGUUGUAGGGAGCAUAUAUUGCUGGAUACAGACAGGAAUGUCGUUUAAAAUGCCAGAUCUUCCAGGAAAUUCUGUCAUAGUUUGUCGAAUACGCACAGUUAUUAGUGUGUUGACAUUCAUAUUUAUAAUUAUGUUAUUUAUAUUUCCAACGCUUUCAAACCAGCAAGCGCCAAGCUGGGUUAAUGUUACAGAUAACACUUAUUGGAAACCCGGGAAACCGGGAUAUGGUUUAAGACUAGUGGGGACAAUAUCAGAAUGGCUCCUAGCCUUAUCUACUGUGUUCUUUUUACUGACUUUUGUGAAGGAAUUCAAAUUCUUCAGAAUGUACACACCAGAGUGUAUGCAUAAAGACAAAAAGAUAACAAACAAUUAUAAUAUUGAACAAUCUGGUAGUGGACUGCCAUGAUCUCAAUCGAACACAAUUUUUAUAUGUUUAUAUUUUUGCCAAUAAAAUUGCUUUAUAUUUUG
Messenger RNA from Mytilus californianus (California mussel), 906 nucleotides. Its product is annotated as DNA damage-regulated autophagy modulator protein 2-like. The transcript is spliced from 8 exons. Lineage: Eukaryota; Metazoa; Mollusca; Bivalvia; Mytilida; Mytilidae. The record is from RefSeq and is a predicted model, not a curated record. Bases 53 to 844 code for a protein of 263 amino acids.